This is a messenger RNA of Paramormyrops kingsleyae, 1738 nucleotides long. It is a transcript of the gene iyd, whose product is annotated as iodotyrosine deiodinase. Gene Ontology annotation, cellular component: plasma membrane. Gene Ontology annotation, molecular function: oxidoreductase activity. Lineage: Eukaryota; Metazoa; Chordata; Actinopteri; Osteoglossiformes; Mormyridae. The record is from RefSeq and is a predicted model, not a curated record.
AAAGCAGUAUGUGACAUGUAUGAAUCGAAAGAUUUUGUUUACAAUAGGUACUACAACCACAGUUAGGCCUAAAUACAACAUUAUCAGUUAUAUUUGUGCAUUGUAUUUCACAAUUUAGAAUGUAACGAGUGAUAUUGGUUCAUAUUUGCUUUAUGAUUAUUGGAUUAAAACGCAGUACUGUGAAUAAAACAUCAUAGGAAAACUUAUGUUAUAAUUCAUAACAUGUUUAUUCCUUGCCUAAAGAUAAUCAAAGGCUGAUCAACCGUUUUUAAGUGCACGAAUAUUGAGGUCAUUAAUGUAUUUCGAAAAUAUUUUGAAACAAAGCUCGUUUGAUAAUUAACUUGAAGAAGCAAACUGCCCUUGUAAUCUGAUUCUUUCAAGGUCCAAUGAGGGCGUUUGCUUUAGAACUGGAAAGAGGUUCAUCCCGCAGUACUUAUCCCGAUCAACAUUAUGGCGAUCUUCUCCACGCUUACGCCUGUGUUUCUGGCUGUUUUAUGUAUUCUGAUAGCGAUUAUUUUUAAAAACUUUAAGAAGAGCGAAAAGAAACCAAAGACAGAUUCUAAGCCUCCAGUACCUUCUAGACCGUGGGUGGAUGAAGACCUUGAAGACGACACUGAAAUCAACCCAGGUGAAGAUGAUGAGGAGCUGGCGGAAAGCGAGGGGGAUGUCUCCCAUGUGCCUUUCUCGCUGCCACGGUACAGCGAGGCCGAGAUGCUCCAUCGCUCUCAGGAGUUCUAUGCGCUGAUGAACGGCAGGAGGUCGGUGCGCUUCAUCAGCCCCGAGCCCGUGCCCAGGGAUAUCAUCGAAAAUGUUAUCCGUGCUGCAGGUACUGCCCCCAGUGGAGCCCACACAGAACCCUGGACUUUUGUGGUGGUGGCAGAUGCUCAGACAAAGAGUGAAAUCCGGCGGAUUGUGGAGGAAGAGGAGGAGAUCAACUACAAACUGAGGAUGGGGGAAAAGUGGGUCACUGACCUGAAGAGGCUAAGGACCAACUGGGUGAAGGAGUACCUGGAUACCGCCCCCUACCUCAUCCUGAUCUUCAAGCAGACGUAUGGGAUGCACCCUAGCGGGAAGAAGAGGACUCACUACUACAACGAGAUCAGCGUCUCCAUCUCAUGUGGUAUCCUUCUGGCUGCACUGCAGAACGCAGGCCUGGUGACAGUGACCACCACCCCGCUGAACUGUGGCCCCCAGCUGCGCCAGCUGCUCCAGAGGCCCCUGAACGAGAAGCUCCUGAUGCUGCUUCCCGUGGGCUUCCCCUCCGAGGACGCCACCGUGCCCCAGCUGAGCCGCAAGCCCCUGGAUGACAUCAUGGUGUUCGUGUGACCCGGGCCCAGCGGAUGUGACGGCAUAACAUUCUCUAAGAAAAAUCGCAGUCAGUUCAGGGAGCACAGUGGUGACCCUGUGAACUGGCAGCACUCUGCUUUGUGACUCAUCACAGACAGUAGCUGUGACAGACAUGACCCGUGACAGCAGGGAGGGGGCACCAUUAACAGCCUGGCCCAGGAAUGGCUAAAAGUACCUCCUGCAUUACAAUAGGAAGAUGAUGAAAUUCUGCUCUUAAAUCCUAGUUUUAGCCCAGUGUGUAAAUUGCUUUUUGUGCCUUUGGAUAUGUGCAUCAAAACUUUUUAGGUACCUGUAACUACGGGAUAGGCUCCAGAACGCUGCACAUGUAUGUAUGUGUGUAUGUAUGCUGCCUAGUAUAACUUAGAAAAAUAUAAUUUUUUAUGCAAUGCAA